Pseudophryne corroboree (corroboree frog) is the source of this 2812-nucleotide messenger RNA. Its product is annotated as oocyte zinc finger protein XlCOF7.1-like. The record is from RefSeq and is a predicted model, not a curated record. The coding region runs from base 120 to 1841 and encodes 573 amino acids. Gene Ontology annotation, molecular function: RNA polymerase II cis-regulatory region sequence-specific DNA binding; DNA-binding transcription factor activity. The transcript has 5 exons. Gene Ontology annotation, biological process: regulation of transcription by RNA polymerase II. Lineage: Eukaryota; Metazoa; Chordata; Amphibia; Anura; Myobatrachidae.
CUUCCGGACUGUGCGGUCCACAUGCAGGAAGUGAGUUUUCAUCGACUUUUGCAGCCUCCCAGUGUCCGUGGAAAUCAGGAACUCCAGCUGUGAGGAACGGAGUCUUAAUUACACAUCACAUGUUCUGUAUUCUCUCUGAUUCACCGAGGAUGGACAAGGACAGGAGUCACAGGACUGAGAGUAUAAUAAAAAUCACCCUGGAGAUCAUCUAUCUACUGACUGGGCAGGAUUACACAAUAGUGAAGAAGACAUCCAAUGAGUAUGAGACACCCAGCAGCCAUCCCCGUGUAUCAGGAGGACUGAGUAGAACCCACAGUCCAAUCACGGUGCCUCCACCUCACUCACUGACACAUGAGAGACACCAUGACAAGAAGAUCCUGGAACUCGCCAACAAGAUCAUUCAGUUGCUGACUGGAGAGGGUGAAGCACAAUUAAAUAAUAUUAAAGUCAAAGAUACAGAGGGAGAAGAAGAGACGUAUGUGACUGAUAUAAAGGCAGAAGAUAUAGAGGGAGAAGAAGAGACGUAUGUGACUGAUAUAAAGGCAGAAGAUAUAGAGGGAGAAGAAGAGACGUAUGUGUGGAGUGAUCAGCAGUGUAAGGACGAGGAGAUCCCUACAGUUAUCAGCACAGAUGGACACACAAGCAGGAAUAUCUCAGAAGGACAUCUAAUGUUAUCCCCGGAUUGUGACAUAAAAGAUAAUGACAGUAGACAGGAUUCUCCAGGAGAUAACCCCAUUACCCCAAUUAUACAUCCAGCUCUAUCAGCUGAUCCCCCUGAUCCUGGGAAAUGUUCUCCUGAUCACUCUGAUAUUGGUGCAUCUGUUACAGCUCUGACAGUAGAUACAGUGUUUCCCUGUUCUAUAGAUGCCAAAUGUUUUACACAGAACACAAAGCCUAUUAACCCACACACAGGUAAGGCAGGUGAAAUACCACUGAUAUGUUCUGAGUGUGGGAAAUGUUUUACACUGAAAUCACAUCUUGUUGUACAUCAGCGAAGUCACACAGGUGAGAAACCAUUUCCAUGUUCUGAGUGUGGGAAAUGUUUUACACUGAAAUCACAACUUGUUGCACAUCAGCGUAGUCACACAGGCGAGAAGUCAUUUCCGUGUUCUGAGUGUGGGAAAUGUUUUGCACACAACUCAUAUCUUGUUACACAUCAAAGAAGUCACACAGGUGAAAGGCCAUUUUCUUGCUCUGAGUGUGGGAAAUGUUGUUUAUUUGAAUCACGUCUUGUUAUACAUCAGCGAAGUCACACAGGUGAGAAGCCAUUUUCUUGCUCUGAGUGUGGGAAAUGUUUUGCACACAAAUCAGCUCUAGUUAGACACAACAGAAGUCACACAGGUGAGAAGCCAUUUUCUUGUUCUGAGUGUGGGAAAUGUUUUACACAAAAAUCACAUUUUGUUACACAUCAGCAUCGUCACACAGGUGAGAAGCCAUUUUCUUGCUCUGAGUGUGGGAAAUGUUUUACAUCUAAAUCACAACUUGUUACACAUCAGCUAUGUCACACAGAUGAGAAGCCGUUUUCUUGCUCUGAUUGUGGGAAAUAUUUUACACGGAAAUCACAACUUAUUACACAUCAGAGAAGUCACACAGGUGAGAAUCCAUUUCCAUGUUCUGAGUGUGGGAAAUGUUUUACCCAGAAAUCAAGUCUUGUUACACAUCAGAGAAGUCACACAGGUGAGAAGCCAUUUUCCUGUUCUGAGUGUGGGAAAUGUUUUGCACGGAAAUCAGUUCUUAUUAAACAUCAGCGAAGUCACACAGGUGAGAAGCCAUUUCCAUGUUCUGAGAAAUCAGCUCUUAUUGCACACAAUAGACAUCACUCAGGUGAGGAACCAUUUUAAUCUUCUGCAGUAUACUCAUCACAGCCAUGCGUUCUUCAAGGUUUUUAUCCUAUCUUCUAUGCUUUUUGCAAUAUACAUGUUACCGCAGUGUGAAAUAAUCAGAUGUCAUGCCCUCAUCUACUGCUAUGCAGAUGACCUGUCUUUUGCUCCGGGUACUGAGAACCCAGUACCAUUCCUAAAUGGUUGUCUAGCUGAGCUCCAGGUGUGGGUGAUGCCAGUUGGCUGUGACUCAGUCCUGGUGAAACAGGUUCUUAUGAUAGAUGCUCACCAACAAAGGGCAGGGCUACAACUCAGCUUUGCAAACCAACCAGACUUACGCUUGGGGGUUCAGAGUUACAAAAUGCUGAUCCUGUGCGGAAUCUUGGUGUACUGGAUGGUGGAGUGACACUUAGACAUCAGGUAUCUGCCACAAUCAGAUCCUUAUGUGAGGAACAUAGCCAGACUCCAGCACUUAUUUCCCUCAGAAGAUCUACCUACAGUAAUACAUGCACUUGUAUCAUCACGCAUAGAGUACUGCAAUGUCCUCUACCUGGGUCUCCCAGCAAAAUAAUUGCACCGUUUGUAGCUUGUACAGAAUGCAGCAGCCAGGCUGUUACCUAACCAGCUCGUUCCUGCCACAUAACACCCAUUCUCUGCUCCCUUCACCGGCUGCCUGUAAGAUGGGGACUCUAUUACAUAAUCUUACUGACUCUCCCAGCCCUACAUGACCAGGGACCAUGGUACCAGAAGCAGCUUCUGCCUCCUUACUGCCCUGCUUGCUUCCAUCUGCAGAUGGACUAUUACCAGCAGUGCCAAAAAUCCCCAAGAAGUUCUGAGAUGCCAGGGAUGAGACAGGGUUGUGGUACUAGUGCUGUAGCGGGGGCUGCUGGAGGCACUGUCUUUGGGUAAUAUUGUCCCCAAGCAGUGCUAAGGUGUCAGAGGGGGAGACAGGGCAGUGACAGUAUUGGGGGAGACAGGGAGGUGGCAGUAGU